UGUAUACAAGUUUUUGUGGUGGGAACCCAACGCCAUAACUGAAUGUUGAAAACUUAAAUCCUUAUAGUUUAAGAGAGUAAAAUUUGUUGCAGUGGAGAUUCAUUUCUCCAAAUAGCAGUGCAAUUUGAGAUCUGAUUCAGAUUUCUUUGCAACUGCAGAGAUGAAAUGAAAUCAGAUCUGAGCUUCUGUUGAGACUGCGAUUUGAUUUGCGGAGAAUAAUGGAGUUAGGAUCAUCGGAAUCGGAGGCGGCGCUUCCCCUUCCUCUGGCGUCGGAGUCACAGCAACCCUACGUCUCCGAACUCCUAUCAUUCACUCUUGAUCGCCUUCACAAGGAGCCCGAACUCCUCCGCGUCGAUGCCGACCGCAUUCGCCGCCAAAUGCAAGAGGUCGCCGUCGCCAAUUACCGAUCUUUCAUUGCCGCUGCCGACGCCUUAAUCGCCAUUCGCCACGAAGUCUCCUCCAUUGACAACCAUCUCGAAUCUCUCAUAAAUGAGAUCCCAAAGCUGACAUCUGGAUGUACUGAAUUCAUAGAAUCUGCUGAGCAGAUUUUGGAGAAGAGGAAGAUGAACCAAACAAUGCUAGCUAAUCACAGUACUUUGCUUGACUUGCUGGAAAUUCCUCAACUCAUGGACACAUGUGUACGGAAUGGGAAUUAUGAUGAAGCCCUAGAUUUGGAAGCAUUUGUUGCCAAACUUUCAACCAUGCAUCCAAAGUUACCCGUGAUUCAAGCACUGGCUGCAGAGGUUAGGCUGACUACCCAAUCACUUCUUUCUCAGCUUCUACAGAAACUUCGUUCAAAUAUUCAGUUACCUGAAUGCCUUCGCAUUAUUGGAUAUCUACGGCGAAUAGGAGUAUUUAGUGAAUAUGGAAUGCGUUUGCUGUUCUUGAGAUGCCGAGAGGCCUGGCUUACUGGUAUACUUGAGGAUCUAGACCAGACAAAUCCAUACGAGUACUUAAAAGGGAUGAUCAACUGUCACAGAAUGCAUCUUUUUGAUGUCGUUAACCAAUAUCGAGCAAUAUUUGCUGAUGACACAUCAGGUAGCGAGGAAAAUUAUGAUGGUGGACUUCUUUUUAGCUGGGCAAUGCACCAAAUUACCUCACACCUGCAAACUUUGAAAGUCAUGCUUCCAAAGAUAUCUGAAGGUGGAUCACUGUCAAAUAUUUUGGAUCAGUGCAUGUACUGUGCCAUGGGACUUGGUUGGGUUGGACUAGAUUUUCGAGGCUUGCUCCCAUCACUUUUUGAAGAAGCUGUUCUGAACUUAUUCUCCAAAAAUAUGAGUACUGCAGUAGAGAAUUUUCAGUUGGUCUUGGAUUCACAUCGAUGGGUUCCCUUGCCAGCAGUUGGCUUUUCUGGAAGUUCUGUUGGUGAUGAAAAUCACGAGGAUGUCACUCCGCCCUCUAAUUUGAUGGAGCAUCCACCUCUUGCUGUUUUUAUUAAUGGUGUAUCUGCAGCAAUGAAUGAGCUACGUCCAUGUGCCCCAAUAAGUCUAAAACAUGUCCUUGCCCAAGAAUUGAUUAAGGGAUUACGGGCAGUUUCUGAUUCAUUGUUGCUGUACAAUACAACGCGAGUGCUACGGGCUAACGAGUCGGGGCUUUUCCUCUCACUCUGCCGGUCAUUUACUGAGGUUGCUUAUCCCCAUUGCGCAACUUGUUUUGGGCGUUGCUAUCCUGGUGGAGCAACUCUUGUUAUGGAUGCCAAGAAUGUUUAUAAUGGAAUCAGCCGCCUUUUAGAGGCCUCCUCUGCACGAGAACUCCCAAAGGCAGUGAACAGUGGAGAAUCCAAGAGCGUAGCUGAGAAUGGCGAACUGCCAAAAAUGGAAAAUGGAGAAACUCCUGAUGCCAAAGAAUCUGAAACCGUCAAUGGCAAAGAAGUGCACGCAGAAGGCCCUGAAGAAGGUCCUGAAGAAGGCCAUACUUCGCAGACAGAUCAGGACGACACUAAUCUUGAAAAGCCGCUUGAAUAAUGACAUUAGAGAUGAACAAGAUUUUUAGUUUUUAUUUUUGAUAUUGCUCCCCCGUUUCAGUGUUUAUAUCUUGUCACCGUUAGUUUUAUUCUUCGUGUACUCUAAGACGGGCGUCGUCAUCUGUUGUAAUUAUAUUACGGGAUUACAUCAUACGAAUAGGCCUCAGAGUUUGUGUUAGAAAAACAGAGAUUACUUGUAGAGAACAGUUUUGUUUUUGGGGGAUAAUGUUUUCAUUUCCAA
Molecule: messenger RNA, 2204 nt
Organism: Vigna angularis (adzuki bean)
Lineage: Eukaryota; Viridiplantae; Streptophyta; Magnoliopsida; Fabales; Fabaceae
Product: conserved oligomeric Golgi complex subunit 8
Exons: 11
Coding region: 219-1964 (581 amino acids)
Biological process (GO): intra-Golgi vesicle-mediated transport
Cellular component (GO): COG complex
Source: RefSeq, a predicted model, not a curated record